AUGCACUUUUACAAAGCUCUCCUCGCAGUCCCAGCAAUGGUCGCCCUUGCUACCGCAGCCACCUUGCCGAUUGAAAACCGGGCUGCUACGGACAACUGCCAGGACAACCUGGGUGACUGCUACUCCAACGGCUGUGCAGGUGUCUUCGAGAACCCCAAUGAUACCACUGGUCAAUGCACCGCUGGUACCUGGAAAGGCUGCCCGUGCGAAAAGUGCGGUGGUGGAAAUGGAUAUGUUGGGGCCUGUGAUGCGAACGGAUGCGCGGGAUAUCAGGGCGUUUGCAUGUCCGGCGACUACCAGGGUUGUGGCUGUAACUAG
Penicillium longicatenatum is the source of this 318-nucleotide messenger RNA. RefSeq lists its product as uncharacterized. The coding region runs from base 1 to 318 and encodes 105 amino acids. Lineage: Eukaryota; Fungi; Ascomycota; Eurotiomycetes; Eurotiales; Aspergillaceae. The record is from RefSeq and is a predicted model, not a curated record. The transcript has 2 exons.